GUUCGGAAUAGGUGGUGGGAGCGUCAGUGCUGCCAACAAAAAGUUACUAGUUCCAGGGAAAUUUCGUGAAACCUCGUGGCCGUGUCUUUCUCUCGUAGACUCCAUUGAAAAUGGCCACUAUUUCAAAGAAACGUAAGUUCGUUGGAGACGGUGUCUUCAAGGCAGAAUUGAACGAGUUUUUGACCCGUGAAUUGUCUGAAGAUGGUUAUUCCGGUGUGGAAGUACGCGUCACCCCAACGCGUACCGAAAUUAUUAUUAUGGCCACGCGUACCGACCGUGUUUUGGGCGAAAAGAACAGACGUAUCAGGGAAUUGACUUCCGUGGUACAAAAGAGAUUCAACUUCCCCGAAAACUCCGUAGUCUUGUACGGAGAAAAGGUCGCCAACAGGGGUUUGUGCGCCAUCGCCCAGGCCGAAUCUCUGAGAUUCAAACUUAUCGGAGGUUUGGCUGUACGUCGUGCGUGCUACGGUGUUUUGAGAUACAUCAUGGAAUGUGGAGCUAAAGGUUGCGAAGUGGUCGUUUCCGGCAAACUCCGUGGUCAAAGAGCCAAAUCCAUGAAGUUCGUGGAUGGUUUGAUGAUCCACUCUGGUGACCCGUGCAAUGACUACGUCGACACAGCCACUCGUCACGUGUUGCUCAGACAAGGAGUGUUGGGAAUCAAGGUGAAAAUUAUGUUGCCUUGGGACCCCACCGGCAAAACUGGACCCAAGAAACCACUUCCAGACAACGUUUCUGUGGUUGAACCUAAAGAAGAAAUUUUGCCUACUGCUCCCAGCAGUGAGAUCAAGCCUGUCAAGCCUGACGCUCCUUUGGCCAUGCCUGUUGUAGGGUAAUUUUAAGGUGUAACCGUGUUUAUAAUAA
Messenger RNA from Brassicogethes aeneus, 861 nucleotides. Lineage: Eukaryota; Metazoa; Arthropoda; Insecta; Coleoptera; Nitidulidae. The record is from the annotation of a GenBank genome assembly.